Molecule: messenger RNA, 1683 nt
Organism: Paramecium octaurelia
Lineage: Eukaryota; Ciliophora; Oligohymenophorea; Peniculida; Parameciidae
Source: the annotation of a GenBank genome assembly
AUGAAUGCUAAAUUUGAUGCUCUAUGCAGAUUUUUCGUUCAAGGUAAUUGUAAGCAAGGAGACCAAUGUAAAUAUUCCCAUGACACAUCAAAUAUUGAGAAAGUUAAUUUAGACAGAGAGGAUAAGGGAAAACUGAAUUUGAAGAAGACUAAUGAUUUUUAAUCACAAGAUAGAAAAUUUGUUAGAGGGAGAGGCAGAGGAAGAGGCUACAUCGAUAGAGAUUAGGAAGAUGAAUAAACCAAAGACAAUAAUAAAAUAGAUAAAAGCGAAAGAAAUGAGUAUAAAUAGAGAUAGCAAUAAUCAAAGAAUUUAUAUGAUCAAAAUAGUGUCCAACGAUAUGGAUAAUCAUAAGAAGGAAAUGAGAAUAGACAAGUGAAGUAGAAAUUUGAUCGAAAUUUUGAUAAAUAGAAAACUUAGAAUCAGUAACCUGUUUAUAGAGAGAAAUAUAAUUUUAAUUAGGAGAAGAAUAAUGUUAAUUCUGAGAGGUGGUAAAGAAAUCAGGAGAAUGAGAAUGGAGAUGAUUAGCAAUAAUUUCGUUAAAAUACACGUGGAAGAGGAAGAGGUAGAGGCAGAGAAAGUAGAGAAGGUAGAGAUAAUACAUUUACAAAAAGAGAUUAGAGAUAAGAUGAAGAGAAAGAUAAGGAGAGAGGCAAUUAGAGUGAAUGGUAAAUAGAAACUGUUAGUCUUACAAAGAAAGUGAAAAGGAAUGAGAUUUAUGUUAAAAAUAGGUAAUAAGUGUUGCUUUUGGAAUAAAUCAAAACUGUAGAUAGUCUAGUUCAAAUCGCAGGAUAUCAUUUUUAAUUUCUGGGUGUUUUGAAAUCAUAUGCAAUUGAUUUUUAUUAAAUCCCAUUCAAAAGAAGUGGGAGUGAUAUAAUAGAUGAAGAAAAGAAAGUAACAAUUAGUCAUUUAGAUAAAUAAUUUAUUUCUGCUUUUAUUUAAGAACAUCCAAAUAAUGAAUAUACACUUAUUAUACAAUUUUAGAGGGAGGAGGAAUCAUUUAAAAAUCUAUUGAUAUUUCACAAUGUGUUUCAAUAAUAAUGUCCUUAGAUUAUAUCUGAUAUAUCAAUGAAAGACAUUGUCUAUACAAACUUUGAGGAUGGGCAACUAUAUACAUUUUGUAAAGAUGGAUUAAUCAGAAUAUUCUCAUAGAGUGAAUUAGGAUAGUUAAAGUGCACUUAACACUACAACGUCGAACAAUCCAUGGAGAGUGUAAUUAAGGUUGGGAGUAAUUAUUUAAUUGGAAUGAGAAGUGGUCAACUCUAUUUAUUUAAUGGUCGAAUCAUAACUGAAAUCCCAUAUAAAUUUACUUAGAAAUGCACAUAAAUGAUCUUGGAUAACAAUAGAGUAAUUCUGAAGAUGGAUGACGAGACCUAAACAUCAAUAUAUGUAUUGAGUUCGAAUUUGGAGAUAAUUGGACCUAUUUAUAGUGGAGAUAGGGUGAUUUGCUUAGAGUUAAUAAAAAGUUAUGAAAGUGAUAAACUGUUUAUUCUUGGACUCAGUAAUUUUGUUGAGAUCUACACAGAGAUUGAAAAUAAAUUGUAUCCUAUAAAUAAGAUUUUGAAUUUGAAAUUUAUGCAACUGAAGAAGAUUGAAAUCACUAAUGAAAACAUGGUUACUUAGAAAUUUAUAGUAGGAGAGUAUGAUGGAGAAAUGAAAAUAUACAGUGUAGUACCUGAAUAAUGA